GUUCUGACCUCGGAUGAAAGGAUGAAAACUCUUCUGGUCACAUUUUGUUGCUUCUCAGUCGUGUGUACAGAGGCCUCAGACAUCCUGGAGGUGAGCAGCCAUGUUGGUGAAAAGGUCUCCAUCCCUUGUUUUGGUAGCUGGACCGCUAACAGCCCAGAAAACAUCAGCAUGUUCUUCUGCAAAGGCACCUGCUCUAGUGAGAACUCCAACAUCCAGACCGAGACGAAGAGGUCAGCUCUGCCACGGGGGAGAUACAGUAUGGAGUUCAAUGGUGGACAUGGAGUUUGGACUGUGACUAUAAAGAGGCUGAGGAGGGCUGACGCUGGGAGGUAUCUCUGUGGAUUGAGGAGAAGCUCUAACAUCUCAUACCAGGAAGUCAAUCUGAAUAUUGUCAAUGCUCCCAGAGUUCCUCUUGCAGCUCCUCCGUCCCCUAAAACCAGCCUGAAGGCAGAGGAAGUAGCUCAGCCUGAAGGCAGCUUUCCAUCAGCUUCACCAGUAACACUCACGCUUCUCCCUUCAGGGAGGACGGAAAUCCAGGAAGAAGCAAACAGUUUGACAGACACCAAGUUGGUCAUUUUUGUCUCUGGAAGCCUGGCUUGUCUGGUCUGUGCCGUCAUUCCUCUUCUAUUUUACAGACUCUGGCAGAGAAACGCAGGUCAGAACAGACGAGCGGCAAACAAAGCGGAGGAUGGUCAUCAUGAGGAAAGUGUAGUUGCUGCUUCCACUCAGGUGGCAGUGAGUCUUCAGCCUUUGGAGGAUGGUCCAGAGUCCACUGCUGACGAUGACGCUCAGUACGCCUCUGUUUACGAAGGACUGGAUCCAAAAACCAUCGACUGAGCUCCGAUCGCUCUGUUCUCGAGCAGCUUUUUUCAGCUAUUCCCGCUUUACUUUCUGUCCUUUUAGU
This is a messenger RNA of Nematolebias whitei (Rio pearlfish), 904 nucleotides long. RefSeq names its product CMRF35-like molecule 1. The record is from RefSeq and is a predicted model, not a curated record. Lineage: Eukaryota; Metazoa; Chordata; Actinopteri; Cyprinodontiformes; Rivulidae. The annotation marks the transcript as partial. The transcript has 6 exons.